Messenger RNA from Dromaius novaehollandiae (emu), 2113 nucleotides. Its product is annotated as intestinal-type alkaline phosphatase. Gene Ontology annotation, cellular component: plasma membrane. The record is from RefSeq and is a predicted model, not a curated record. The transcript is spliced from 11 exons. Bases 410 to 1975 code for a protein of 521 amino acids. Lineage: Eukaryota; Metazoa; Chordata; Aves; Casuariiformes; Dromaiidae. Gene Ontology annotation, biological process: dephosphorylation. Gene Ontology annotation, molecular function: alkaline phosphatase activity.
CCAGGUCCAGCGCUCAGCCCUGCCUGCUGCACUCCCCUGGCCAGAGCAUCCCCGGCACGCAGGACCCUGUCCCCUCCUCACCUGUCCCUGCAGCACCAUGUCCAGGGAGCUGGACGAUCCCUGCCAGGCACUGCCCAUUCUCCCACCCCACUAGCAUCUGUCUGCAGCCCCAAAUCCACCACCCUUCUCCCCAGUGCCAGCGACUAGCCGGACUGAUGAAAAGGCGUUCGUAGCCCAUCCCCAUGGCCUUUGCGCUGACUGCCCAGCGUGACACCAAGCUAUCAGGGAAAGGCCUGGCUCCUCCACACCCCGCCACGCACCCCGCUCAUCUGAGUCCAAAGUCCCCCCCACUGCAGGCUCUGCCAGCGCUGGAGGCUCUGCCCGCCGUGUCGGGUGCCCAGAUACCACCAUGCAGCACCUGGCACCCUUCGCGCUCUGCCUGGGCCUCUGGGCUGGGCUGGGCAGCGCCGUCAUCCCAGCGGAGGAGGAGGAGCCGGCCUUCUGGAACAAGCAGGCAGCCGAUGCCAUCGAAGCCUCCUUCCAGCUGCAGCCCAAGCUGAGCCAAGCCAAAAACCUCAUCCUCUUCCUCGGGGACGGCUUCGGGAUCCCAACCAUCACGGCCACCCGCAUCCUAAAGGGGCAAAUGCAGGGGAAGCUGGGCCCCGAGACACCCCUCGCCCUGGACGCUUUCCCCUACGUGGCUCUCUCCAAGACCUACAACGUGGACCGGCAGGUGCCCGACAGCGCGGGCACGGCCACGGCGUACCUCUGCGGGGUGAAGGGCAACUACCAGACGGUGGGGCUGAGCGCGGCCGCCCGCUACUCGCAGUGCAACACCACGGCGGGCAACGAGGUGGUCUCGGUGCUGAAGCGAGCCCGCAAAGCCGGGAAGGCCGUGGGCAUCGUGACGACGACGCGGGUGCAGCACGCCUCGCCCUCGGGCACCUACGCCCACGUGGUGAACCGCAACUGGUACGCCGACGCCAGCAUGCCGCAGGACGCCCUGAGCCAGGGCUGCAAGGACAUCGCCUGGCAGCUCGUCCACAACGUCGACAUCAACGUGAUCCUCGGCGGCGGCCGGCAGUACAUGACCCCCACGGGGACGCCGGACCCUGAGUAUCCCACCUACUCCAAUGCCAGCGGGGUGCGCCAGGAUGGGCUCAACCUCAUCGACGUGUGGCUGGCAACCAGGCCGGGCGCCCGCUAUGUCUGGAACAGGACGGAGAUGCUGGAGGCGGCCGCGGACCCCGAUGUGAAUUACUUGAUGGGGCUGUUUGAGCCCAGAGACCUGAAGUACAACAUGACGCACAACACCACCCUGGACCCCUCGCUCAGCGAGAUGACGGAGGCGGCCAUCACGAUCCUGAGCAGGAACCCCAAUGGCUUCUACCUCUUUGUGGAAGGUGGCAGGAUCGACCACGGCCACCACGAGGGCACGGCCCACAAGGCACUGACGGAGGCGGUGGAGUUCGACGACGCCAUCGAGCGGGCGGGCGCCCUGACGGACGAGGCCCAGACCCUCACCGUGGUCACCGCCGACCACUCGCACGUCUUCUCCUUCGGUGGCUACACGCUGCGCGGCAGCUCCAUCUUCGGCCUGGCCCCCAGCAAAGCCUCUGACCUGAAGAACUACACGUCCAUCCUCUACGGGAACGGGCCCGGCUAUGUGGAGGCUGCCAGCCGGGACGAUGUGAACAGCAACACAGCCGAGCUGUUCGACUACCAGCAGCAGGCGGCUGUGCCCCUCAGCUCCGAGACCCACGGCGGUGAGGACGUGGCCAUCCUGGCCAAGGGCCCCAUGGCCCACCUCUUCCACGGCGUGCAGGAGCAGACCUACGUGGCCCACGCCAUGGCCUACGCCGCCUGCCUCGAGCCCUACAGCUCGUGCCGCCAGCGGAGCUCGGCCCCCAGCACCCGCACCGGCCCCCUGGUCCUGCUCAUGGCUCCUCUUCUCCUCCUGCCCCUUUUCUGCUAGCCCCAUGGCCCAGCGGUGCCUCCGCCUGCCCCUCCAGAUGCGGUGCCUGUGGCUCUUCGGAGCAUCCCCGGUCCGGAGGAGGUGGCUGCUCCCCGUGCGGGGAGCUCGGGGUUCAAUAAAUAUGGGCUGUGACGACCA